ACCGCCCCCGCCCCCACCCCCACCCACGCCCGCCGCCGAUGGCCCCCAACCGCUGCGCUCCGCCGCCACCGACAGCUGCCUCAUCCGAGGAUACCUCCUCCGUCCCUGGAUCCGACGAUUGGGUGGAGUAGAAGCGCGAGCAACCCAAGAACUCCAGCAGUGAGAGCGUAGCAGGUUUGAGAGAGAGAGAGAGAGAGAGAGAGAGAGAGAGAGAGAGAGAGAGAGAGAGAGAGAGAGAGAGAGAGCAACCAAUCGAAGAGGCAUAUGGAUCCAAGAGACUGAGAGGAAAGGAGAAGAGAGGCAGAAAUUGCUGCAGUCGAGCGAGGCCAAGAAAGCCACCCGAGUCCCCUUCCUCCCAUAGAUCCAGCUCCCGCAUUCUGAUUGAUGAUGGAGUGAGGAGAUUGCCUGAACCGAUGGAGACAUUGCCAACCCGUGGAAGGAGCAACACGAAGAAGGUGAAGGCGAGUGGGGGCAGCACGGAUGAGGCGAGGCAGCUGGAGGCGAAGCGCCUGUCCUUGUACUCACGGAGAAAUCACAAGCGUAGAACCACACAAGAGAUCACUUUCUUUGGGCUCAUAUGGAAGAGAAGCAAGAAUGACCUACGUAGCAGCAAGCUCAAGGCAGAUGAUGUUAUUCUUAGAAGCAGGGAUGGCGUAGGCUCGCCGAUGAAACCGACCUGCUUUCUCUGCUUCAAGCCAUAUCGAUCAGACUUGAUGUAUAUCCGCUGCGAGAGUUGCAGAAAUUGGUUUCAUGGAGAUGCCCUGGAACUUGAGGAAGGAAGGAUAGCUCAAUUGAUUUCGUACAGAUGCUGCAGAUGUCGGAGGAGGCCGUUGCCGAAAUGUCCUCAUUCAGAUUUUUACUAUUCCAAAGUGCCUGAACCACAACCCGUCAGUCAAGAAAAUGCAGAUGACAUGCUCUCGAGCGAGGAAGCUGCUGGAGCAGAUGGAGAUCCACCGCUCGAUUCAUCUGGAGGAGUUGAACCAACUGUAGAAGAAACUGUUGGUGCUAAUUUCUCAGCGAACAUGAAAAGCUCUGUCCCAGGAAGUGUUCAAGAGACUAUCUAUAUGGAUGGUUCUUCCCAUCCUACUCAUCCUGUCAGCAAGGGGGUUGCGAAGGAGGUCCGGCCAUAUGAUGCAUGCGUUGCAUGGUAUGUACCUGGUACCUGCCGAAGAUCGGCCCCUGGGGAUGAUAGCCCCCCACAAGCUGCUACAGUGGGGAGCAACUUUGCCAACGACCACUCUGUCAUACUUCACCAGGCUUAUGAUGGUUUCCGGGCAAUAGCUGCGGAGACAGGCUCAUUGUAUGAGCAUCUAAGGCAAAAAGACCAUCAGACAAGUGAUGAUAUCAUGAUUACCUUGGACAAACUUCAGCAGAUUGCUUUGCAUCAUAUGAAGGAUAUUGCCUGCCAUCAAGCCAACAAUGUAGUUCAACCAUCUGAUCAGAGUAAUUCUAGGGCUCCAGUGCCAGACACAGAUGCUGCUCCACCAUAGUUAACGGUGCUACCAAGCAAUUGAUGGAGCGCGAGGAUGUAAUCAAGAAUCCUGUACAAAUGGUUGUGUUUAGCAGGAAAUGGUAACUUCAGUCUUCUGGUGGGCUGCUUCGCUGGAUGCACCUGAUGCGGCAUUUGUGAAUUGUGAUCAGCGCUGCUGCACCUGACGAAUAAUUUUGUUUUCCUGUUGCAUCUGACGAAUGAUUUUGAUUUUCUUUUGCCGCAUGACUCGAACUAAACUGAUCCAUGUCAAUAUGCUACUACUGAUGUCUAAUGAACUUGGGACAGAUGUGUAUAGUUAAUGUUGCUGUAUCUGAUACUACUUCCAUCCAUUACUCA
Molecule: messenger RNA, 1828 nt
Organism: Oryza sativa Japonica Group (Japanese rice)
Lineage: Eukaryota; Viridiplantae; Streptophyta; Magnoliopsida; Poales; Poaceae
Source: RefSeq, a predicted model, not a curated record